Molecule: messenger RNA, 3130 nt
Organism: Athene cunicularia (burrowing owl)
Lineage: Eukaryota; Metazoa; Chordata; Aves; Strigiformes; Strigidae
Gene: SLC25A24
Product: solute carrier family 25 member 24
Exons: 11
Coding region: 468-1898 (476 amino acids)
Biological process (GO): transmembrane transport
Cellular component (GO): mitochondrial inner membrane
Molecular function (GO): ATP transmembrane transporter activity; calcium ion binding
Source: RefSeq, a predicted model, not a curated record
GUCUUUGUUCUGUUAGGCCAAGCAAGCCAAGCUCUGUCAUAGACAGUCUCUAGACUUGGGGGCUCUUCAUACAGCUUCGACCCCAGACCUCAACGGCUGGUAACUAGAGUGAGCCAAAGCAUCCAAAUUAGGUCUUUUGCAGCGUUGUUGGCGUUUCCGUGCUUGCACGGGAAAUGUUUAGCUGUUAAGCGCGGGAGGAAUUGCUGAGGCGAGCCUGAGGGGCUGCGGCUGCCGCCCGUCCCCUCCCCUCAGCGCCUGGUUUCCCGCCUCAGCGGAGGAGGGAGGGUGGGGAUGGCCCAAGGGCCCUGCCGUCCUCCCUCCUCCGCCUCGCCGCUGAGGCGGGGCCGGGCCGGCUCCUCCUCUGGCAGUUGCGGGCGUGGCAGCGGCACAGGCGGUGCCUCCGCUCCGCGUCCAGCCCGCGGGAGCCCAGGGGCGAGCGUCCCGCUGCCCGCACCGCACCCCCCACCAUGUUCCAGCUCCUGCGAGGCUUCGUCUUGCCGGCGGCCGCCUGCGACGGGAGCAGGGAUGGCGACUCCCGGUACGCUAACCUCUUCAAGAAGCUGGACCUCAACGAAGAUGGGAGGGUGGAUAUCGCCGAGCUCCAGACGGGCCUCCGGGCCAUGGGCAUCCCCCUGGGAAAAGAGGCGGAGGAGAAAAUUUUUAAAGCUGGAGAUACUAACCAGGACGGACAGCUAGAUUUUGAAGAAUUUAUGCAGUAUCUUAAAGAUCAUGAGAAAAAGAUGAAACUAGCAUUUAAGAGCCUGGACAAAAACAAUGAUGGAAAAAUUGAACCAUCAGAAGUUGUCCAGUCCCUCAAGAUUUUGGGUAUAAGCAUUUCAGAAAAACAGGCAGAAAAGAUCCUGCAAAGUAUUGAUGCUGAUGGGACAAUGUCAGUAGACUGGAAUGAGUGGAGAGAUCAUUUUAUGUUUAACCCAGCUACAGACAUUGAGGAAAUAAUUCGAUAUUGGAAACAUUCCACUGUGUUGGAUAUAGGAGAUAGUUUGACUGUUCCAGAUGAGUUCACAGAGGAAGAGAAAAAGACUGGACAGUGGUGGAAACAGCUGUUGGCAGGAGGAGUGGCUGGUGCUGUCUCUCGAACAGGUACAGCACCAUUAGAUCGCCUUAAAGUGAUGAUGCAGGUUCAUGGUUCAAAAUCAAACAAAAUGAAUAUAGCCAGUGGUUUUAAGCAAAUGUUAAAAGAAGGUGGUGUUCGAUCCCUCUGGAGGGGAAAUGGUGUAAAUGUUGUGAAAAUAGCUCCUGAAACAGCUAUUAAGUUCUGGGCUUAUGAACAGUAUAAGAAGAUUCUCACUAAGGAUGAUGGGAAGUUAGGCACUAUUGAAAGAUUUGUAUCUGGUUCUUUGGCUGGAGCAACAGCACAAACUUCUAUUUAUCCCAUGGAGGUUUUAAAGACCAGAUUGGCUGUGGGUAAAACAGGGCAAUAUGCUGGGAUGUUUGACUGUGCUAAGAAGAUCUUAAAAAGAGAAGGUGUAAAGGCUUUCUACAAAGGCUAUAUUCCUAAUAUUCUGGGUAUAAUUCCUUAUGCUGGUAUUGACCUUGCUGUUUAUGAGCUGUUAAAGAGUACAUGGCUAGAACACUAUGCAUCAAGUUCCGCUAACCCAGGUGUUUUUGUCUUAUUGGGAUGUGGUACAGUUUCCAGCACAUGUGGGCAGUUAGCCAGUUACCCUCUUGCUCUCAUCAGAACACGCAUGCAGGCUCAAGCUUCAGUGGAAGGAGCUCCACAGCUAAACAUGAUUGGUCUCUUUCAAAGAAUUAUUGCUGCAGAGGGAAUCCAGGGACUUUACAGGGGAAUAGCCCCUAAUUUUAUGAAAGUGCUUCCGGCUGUCAGCAUCAGCUAUGUUGUGUAUGAAAAAAUGAAGCAGAAUUUGGGAAUAGCGUGAAAUGAAGGAAAAAGGUAGGAGAAGUUUAUGCUGCCUUGAUACUGAAUAUAUGAAAGGGACUUUUUGUUUUGUCAUGCUGCCUAUACUCAUGCAAUUCACAGGCAACAUUUUGCACGCUUAAAAGUUCACUUACUGUUAAUCUUUUUGAAGAUUUAAUGUUAAGUUUGUAAGAAAUAGGAUCUUAGAUACAGACAAGGGUGGAGUAACACAUUAAAAUGUAGCCCAUCACCGUUACCUUCAGGCUGACCAUUUUUUAAAUUUUAUUUUUAUUUAAAGAAUAAGAGCCUGAGAAACUGCUGUUCCGUGGUAUCAGAAUACCUCAAAUGGAUUUAUACAGUACUUUUGUAAUGCAAUCAGUGAUUUUUUUAUAACUUGCUUCACUGGAUUUCAUUGCACAAUUAACCGUGACAAGCUUUGGGUUACAGCUGCAUGUUUUAGGAACAGAAAAAUCUUGGUUGCUAGAUUCAUUCCGUACAAGUGCAAGUUAAUUUUAAAAAUGAGGUGGAGGAUCCAGUAUUAAGCUGAUUAUAAUACAGCCAGUAGUGGAGCUCAUCAUAGCUGCCUUAGAGAGAAAUGCUUCUCAUUUUGGACUCUCUAUUCUUUCCCUUACUCAGAGGGCUAGAGUCCACUAUGUGCUUUUAGCCAAUAGAGGGUUGCAUUAUUAUGUGAAGUUUUACAGGUUUGUCAUGUGAGAUAAAUUCUCUUUCCCUCACAGUAUUCUGUGCACGCUGGCUGUGUGUGUGAAAUUCAGAUAGUAAAAUACUGAAGCGUUUUGUCCAAGUGACCAAAUGGGACUGCUGAUCUCAGGUGCCCAUCAGAUUGAUGUUAAUGAAGCAAGCAAAGCAGGCACACAGACCUUGAUAGUGCUUGAGAAACAGCUUCUCCUCAAAAAACAAAGCAGCACUUCUGCCAUGCAAAAAGUUAGGUAUUUCCAUGUACAAGUACUUCCAAAGUGACUUCCUUGGCGGGCAACAGGGGGCACAGAGGUGGUGCCACAUUCCAGUUGCCUUCAGGCCUGAACACUGAAAUAGAGUGACAGUUAUUGCCAAGCUCAUUUGUUGGGCUUUUUCUGGUUCCUGCAAUGUGUGGUGUCUUAAUCUUUGUGAAUUUGAGAUUAUACUUAUUCUGGCCUUCUAAAAGAAACUGCUCUUCAACCACUUCCUGAGAUUGGAUUACUGAAAGAAGAACUUUUUUUUUUUUUUUUUUUUUUUUUUUUUUUUUUUUUUUUUUUA